Messenger RNA from Striga asiatica, 558 nucleotides. The record is from the annotation of a GenBank genome assembly. Lineage: Eukaryota; Viridiplantae; Streptophyta; Magnoliopsida; Lamiales; Orobanchaceae.
AUGGCAAAUAGAGAAGAUCUUGGGAAGAUUGGUGAGGAGGGCUUCUCCAUCAUAGAUAUGUAUUACAGGCCAAAACCACCACCGGUUUAUAGCCAAAAAUACGAAUACUUUGUUCCAAACUCGCACCUGGUUUGGAGAGGCUUUGCAGCUCCAAAGAGUAUCGAUAGCAAACAUGCGGCCACAAGAUACGAAGCAGGGCCCGUGAUUGAUAGCAACCAGGCCGCGAAAAUAUAUGGAGGGCACAGCCACGCUAGGCCAUCGUCGUGCACACCGCCAGAUCGAGAGUUCUCGUCGUACGUCGUACGUCACAACACACGUAUCGUCGCUGAGCAACAACGGUCAAUCACCAUACGCAUGAUGUCCGCCCUUCAGCCCUCCGCCGUGCACAACUGUAGCCGCCGGCGACGCCAUAGACUCCGACGAACAAGUUUUGUUUUUGUUUUUGAAGAGCUUUUGCGAAGUUGGGAACUAGACCUAAUUUGUGGGGUGUCGUCGGCCACGUUUGACGGUUUUUUCCAAGUAGAACGUGGUAUUUUAGUCUUGGCCAUUGAAGCGUAG